Messenger RNA from Daldinia caldariorum, 687 nucleotides. RefSeq lists its product as uncharacterized. The transcript has 2 exons. Lineage: Eukaryota; Fungi; Ascomycota; Sordariomycetes; Xylariales; Hypoxylaceae. The record is from RefSeq and is a predicted model, not a curated record. Bases 1 to 687 code for a protein of 228 amino acids.
AUGGAGUAUACGAUGUCGAAUCAAAGCUUGACUGCAAGCUCUUUCCAGAAUUUCCCUGUCGAGGUGGUUCAACGGACCCUGUGCCAUUUCAGCUGGGAGAGUCUCAUAAAGUUCACGGCACUAUCACCGUCAUUGCUUUCCAUCUUCGAAGCGGCUGUAGUUCGAUACGCGUGCACGGUUCCAAGUCUCAAGGAGGCUCUAGAUAUUAUAGUAGAAUUCCCCACGGACCCCUUCAAUCCCACGAUCUACCUCGACGAGAAAUGGACCUGCGACUUCCGGAAGUUCUGCCUGCCGUCGGAGUUCUGGACGAUAGCCGUGUUCCGCGACAUCAUGGACUUCCACGAGCGAGUUCGAGAGCGAGUCGCGCUGUACGAAGGGUGGAUACGCGAGAACGCCGGGAAGUCCGACUUCACCGCGGAAUUGGCGACCCAACGCACGCCGGAAGAGGUACGGCGUGUCCCCAUAGCCGUGUAUGCGAUGGAGAUAGCCAGGCUCAUGUACCCGGACAAGUACGCGGCAUCCGGUGACGAUGCUCUUAUAGUUUGCUUCAAUGGCAACUGGAGGGAAUGGGUGCUUUUGGCCUAUGAGGCGAGUUUCGACCCGCCUUUUAUAAUUGGCGGCCAGAAUAUGCUCAAUGCUUGGUCCCUUUAUAUUCCCUCUGAGGUCACGGAAGGAAUGCAACACUAG